Molecule: messenger RNA, 774 nt
Organism: Echinostoma caproni
Lineage: Eukaryota; Metazoa; Platyhelminthes; Trematoda; Plagiorchiida; Echinostomatidae
Source: the annotation of a GenBank genome assembly
AUGGCUGUAAAGCUGAACGAUGCCAUUUUCUUGGAUCUGUUUGAACAUGAGCUGCGACUCAUGCGAUGCCUUCCGACGUCACUGAAAAAAUUGGCCAUGGAUCCCAGUCUUCUUAUACCGCCUACAACAGCUUCUGUACUUCUGGAGAAAUCACCAUCCACAACGUCGUUCUCAUCAUCAUCGUCGCGAUCUUCGUCCAUUUCUAACCUGGCGCAAAAUAAUCACACACAAAUAGAGCGAUCCAAACGUCUCCCACAGUCCCAAAUGGAGCACACACAACAUGCGAUCGGCGUUUACCUUUUAUUGCAUAUCUGGCUCGAAUCCUUAUUACGAGUUCGUUCCGGUGAAGUGAAUAGGAGUUCUCAGUUCGAGCCAUCCAAGUUACCUUCGGAUAAUGCAGCUCCAGAUAUCGAACAUCUAUUCUCUUCACGGUUGCCGGUUGAUUUGGCUUCAGUUCCCGGGUUGGCUGGGCUUGGGGAUGUCCCGGACCCGAAGAUUACAUUAGUACAUAAAACGGGUGAUAAAUUAGACCUAUCAUCAGAAGCGCUUAUCGGAUGUACUGUGGAAAGUAAAGGCAGUCAUGAAAAGCGUUUCUUGGUGAACUAUAGUCAGCAGCUUGUAUUGGUCGAACCCGAUUCGAAACAGAUGGGCUGGGGUGUCAUCACUUUCAUUGGUCCACUACAGGUGAAUCACUCAUCAACAUUUCCUGGUUUUCUGUCAAAGUGUAUCAAUGACCAAAAUACUUUGCGUCACUUUAUAGCUUGCAUGUUUUGA